ACGCUUUAUCUAUCGAACUGGUUGAGAAAUGACGGGUUAAUGGACAGCUAAUAAUCAUUCUGAAGGGGUGGGGAGAUCGAACAUCGAUCCAUUGUUCACGGUUUCACGAAGCAUGCAGCUGUCUGCCUCAGCAGAGCAGAGCUAGCAGCGACAGCUAACGUUACCGUGAAAAUGGCAAGCACCGUUUUAGAAGUCGGCACGGGCGUCUUCGUCAUUGCGAUCGUUUGGAUUGUAUUUCUUGUAUUUGGGAUGAUGCUGCUGAGAGCAUCUGUAUCUGCAAAGUUAGGCAUUAUCCCCAUGUUCUUACUGGCUCUCACCAUCACUCUGGUGCUGGUGUUGUUCCCGCGCAGCCCAGAGACAACCCCCCCUUUCAAAGAGAUAGAGAUAGUGGACACUUUGUUCAUCGGACGCUACGUGCUGCUGGCGGUGGUGAGCGCGGUCUUUCUGGUGGUGUUCUUCAUGCUGCUCCCCUUUCAUUUCCUGGAGCCCGUGUAUGCCAAGGCCUUAAGAACGCAGUAGAGCUGCCAGGGUCAGAGCUGGCACGGGGAUCACAUCGCUGAUGUACACAACUUAAGAGAAGCAGGGCAUGACGAGAGGCCCCCGCUUCACAGAAUGCCUCCCAAACAGAGACAGCAGGAGAGCAGUGUCUUCUUUCUUCAUCGCCAACUGUUUAUGUACAACCAGCAGAAAUAAAUAUCCAACAGUACCCAGCUUGUUUUAUUGUAUCAUUCAAUACAUGAGAUGAAGAAAAUGUUUUUUCACUAUUUAUACUACAGUACUAAAAGUGUUCAAUACUCCCUCUACCUUUUUUUUAAAGAAAAAGGAUUGAACUUGAUUUUGUCAAGUUAGGGUGUUAGUAACAUGCACCCUGUAGAAUGAGUCAGUGCACUGAGAGAACGUUUAUUCAAAUCCUAAAUGCAUCUCAUGUCAUGUUUACGGGUGUUUGAAUCUGGGAGAUUGCAUUUGUGUCUUUUCUGACUAAACAUUGUUAAUACAGGGAAUCUUUUUUUAUUACUAAUUUCAAUUGUAGCUAUGCAUUACUUCACCUUAAUGAUAACUUGUGGCUAAUAAACAUGUUUAUUCUGUA
Messenger RNA from Anarrhichthys ocellatus (wolf-eel), 1087 nucleotides. RefSeq names its product transmembrane protein 218 (gene tmem218). Lineage: Eukaryota; Metazoa; Chordata; Actinopteri; Perciformes; Anarhichadidae. The coding region runs from base 172 to 519 and encodes 115 amino acids. The transcript has 4 exons. The record is from RefSeq and is a predicted model, not a curated record.